Molecule: messenger RNA, 945 nt
Organism: Trifolium pratense (red clover)
Lineage: Eukaryota; Viridiplantae; Streptophyta; Magnoliopsida; Fabales; Fabaceae
Product: sufE-like protein 2, chloroplastic
Exons: 1
Coding region: 142-723 (193 amino acids)
Source: RefSeq, a predicted model, not a curated record
CACCGCACCAUACUCCCACCCACCCAUCCAUCUCAUUCCUUUCCUCUCCCUCCUUUCUCUUCCAUUUCCCUUCUCCUUCUUUCUCUCCCAAAAAAAUAAUCAUCAUUAUUAUUAAUAAUAUUAAUUAUUAAAAAAAAUAAAAUGUUAUUUUCAAUCCCAACAACAACGGCGAGCACCUUAUUAACCCUUCCUUCUCCUUCUUCUCAUUUCUCCUCCAAACUUAACGCCGCCGUUACUCCCAAACAAAUCCAACUCAAACUCUCCGUUAACCCCCCCUUAACGGCAUCAUCAUCAUCAUCAUCUCGCGGCGUCACGGACAAGCUCAACAAUCUCGCCUCCGAAUUCGCCUCGCUAACCGAACCCAUCGAUAGAGUAAAAAGGCUAUUACACUACGCAUCUCUCUUACCUCCGUUAGACAAGUCCGAGAGGGUUCCUGAGAACCGGGUAUUGGGCUGUUCAACGGAGGUUUGGAUGGUGGCCCACAUAGACGAAGGUAGGAAAAUGAGAUUUAAAGCGGACAGUGAUUCGGAAAUAUCGAAAGGUUUUUGUUGGUGUCUUGUUUGGAUGUUUGACGGCGCGGAACCUGAGGAAGUUCUUACGGUGGAGAGAGAUGAUUUGGUUGGUAUGAAUGUAGGGUUGAAUAAUGUUAAAGCACGUUCUAGGAUUAACACGUGGCAUAAUGUUUUUUUUGCCAUGCAAAAAGCUACUCAAGAUUUGAUUUGAUCAUUUAAUUGGUUAAUUUCUCGCACGUGUGGAGAUAGAUAGAUGCUAAGGUUAGCUAGGUUAAUUUAUUUUCACCAUUUGAUUUUUCUCCUUAGUAUAAUUAACCUUUCUUGUCUUGGUUGGGUGAUCAAUAGAUGUUAUGAUAGGGUAGGGAAGGGCCAAUUUAUAUAUGUUUACUCUAUUGAGAAAAUGUAUAGAAAAGUAGUUUAAGUUGUUUUUUUA